ACGCAGUGGAAUGCUCAAUUUAACCGUCGACCUGUUUGGAGAAUCAAUUAAUGUAUUUGAGGUGUCGGGACGUCUGGAGGGCUUCGAGCACUACUUGGAGUCGAUCUUCGGACCUCGGGGGCCGCUGAGCAGCCGCAAGGUGAACGACAAGCUGGAGGAUGCCCUAAAGCGCGUACGACUGGCCCGCGACGUCAACAACAACCUGGUGGACCAGGUGGACAGCAUACCCAACGUCAUUGACAACAACUUCAACCACCCCAAGGCGUCUCUGGGGCUGAAAGUGUUCGGCAACGAGCUGCGCUACCACACGCUGGAUGGUGACGACGAGGUGGCCGACGCACUCAACAAAGUCAACCCCGUGCGCUUGCUGCAGCAACUGCUCUCCGGCCAGGAGAUCAACUACAACAAGGCGACCAUGUUCAUGGACGCGGACUACGUGGUGCCGACGGGCGGCGGGCUGCCUCUCAGCCUCAAUGCCUUCGGCACCGCCGCCGUCAGCCUCAAGAUGUCGGGUUCCCUCAAGGGAGGCAACUUCCUGCAGACCGGCGAGCUGGACGUCACGGGCAACAUCAGGCCGAGCGUGGCGGUGAACGUGGUGGGCACGAUGGGUGUGGACGCGUACUACAGCAGCGCGGGCAUCCGCCUCAAGACCAACUUGUACACGUCGUCGGCGGUGGACGCCCAGCUGAAGGUGCGUGGCAAGCGCCUCGUGUCGCUGGCCUUCAACCUGCCGAAGGACAAGAUCGAGAUCAUCACUGCCGAGUCGGAGCUGCUGGUGCUGGCCGGGGCGGGCGCGGUGGAGCUGCCUCAGCGGGGCGACGCCCGCGGCCGCGUCGAGCGCCGCUUCUGCAGCUGGCCCGCGCUUGACCAGACGCUGGGGCUCAACUUCUGCGCCGACCUGCAGUUCCCCAACGCGUCGCACCGCGCCGACGCGCCCGGCUUCCUGCUCAACGGCCCCACGCGCUUCUCGCUCGCCUUCCAGAAGGCCGACCUCACCGCCAACAAUGUGGUGAGCUUAGUAUUUGAUACACCAGGAUCAGCGCAAAAACGUGAACUUAGCGCACGUCUUCACCUUGAUAACAAUACCAACAAUUUAACUCUACUUAUACAGUCAGCUAAAGUAAAAUAUGAAGCUUUGGGAAGGUAUAAAAAUACAGAAGGUGACAAACAUAUUCUCUUUGAGUUAAAUAUAAAUGACAAGAAACAUGUUGAUAUGGAACUGAGUUUAAAGACAGAGAAAAUAACUAAUGGAUUCAAAUAUUUACCAAGAUUAUAUUUAGAAAUCAACAGUACAGGGAUUGCUGAACUUUCUGGAACAUUACAGUUAAUAGAAAAGAAGGGUGUUUCACAAUGCGAUGUGAAUCUGGAAUUUAAAACUCGUAAACUCGAAUCACAGUUGACAGGGUAUGUAAAACGUGGAGAAGCAACAGUGCAACUUUAUUUGAAACUUAAUUACAAAUUCCAAAAUGCAACAGAUGAAACAGUUACAUUAGAUGCCUCAUUUACUCAUCGUCAUUCAAAAUCGUACACCCGUGCAGAAGGAGAGAUAAAAAUAAUAUCAUCUGCUUAUCCAAAGUACAACUUUAAAUCUUCACUACAUUACCAA
Gryllus bimaculatus (two-spotted cricket) is the source of this 1606-nucleotide messenger RNA. NCBI's taxonomy places the organism in Eukaryota, Metazoa, Arthropoda, Insecta, Orthoptera, Gryllidae. The record is from the annotation of a GenBank genome assembly.